AUGGAAAUCUUAUUCUGGAAAGUUUUUAAAAAUAAAUAUUUGUUUAGAUUAAUAUUUGAUGAUGUAAAGAAUCAAAGUAUAUAUAGUGAUCAAAGAAGACAUAUGAUUUCAAAAAGAAUUAGAUUUGAACAAAUUCAAUCAUUAGAAUGGUUAAUUCAAAAGAAACAAUAUAAUCUUUUAAAAGAUAAAUUAAAAUCAAAUCAACCAAUACAUAUAACUGAACAAUCUAUAAAGAGAUUAUUUCAAGAUAUUAAAUCAAUUGAAAUUAAAUCAAAACUUGGAAAACAAAUAAUUGAAAUUUUAAAACUUUUAUAUCACCACAAAAGAGAUGAAAUGAAUACACUCGAUUUAAUUGAAACAUCAAUGAUUUUUAAUUCAAAAAUUGCAUUAUCAACAUUUUUAGAAAUUUUCAAUAAUACUACUGAUGAUAGUGAAGAUGAUGAUGAAAAUAAUAAUGAAAAUAAUAAUAAUAAUAAUAAAUUAUCAAAAGAAUUAUUUGAUUUAGGUAUAAUUAAUUCAAGUUUUGAAUGUUUAAAAUUUAUAAUUGAAAAUUAUUCAAUUAAUUAUACAGAGUCAGAUUUAAUAAAGAAUGCGUUGGAUUCAAAUGAACCAGAUAGAAUGUUAGAAUUUAUUGAAAUUGAAUUAAAAUUAGAUUUAAAAGAAUUGAUUAAUAAAUAUAGAGAUAGGAAACAAAGUCAUAUUAAAUGUUUAUCAAUUUAUUUUUUAAAAUCAAUUAGAUAUAAAUUAUUAAUUUUAGAGAAUAAUUUCAUUAUUGAUAAAGGUGAUGAUGGUGCACAUAGUCAAACUAUUUCAACGACAUCAUCGAAUUUCGCUGCUAUAAUGGAUGGUCCAAAUAAGAAUUCAUUUCAAGAACAAGAGGAGAAUUCUUCAAAUUUAGAUUUCAACAAUUUAAAAGCAAUGCUAUUGGAAAGAUUUGAUACGACUUUAAAGAGAACACCAAUAAUUGAAUCAAUGAAAAAUGUUACAACAACUAAUCAACUAUUGGAAUUACAUAAAAAACAUUUAGAUUUACAAUUUAUAUCAUUCAAUGUUAUAAAUGAAAGAGUUGAUGAUGAAAUUCCAACAUUUUUAAAAUCGAUUUUCUUAACUAGGAAUACACUAUUUCAUCUUAUUAAAUUAUCUUGUAUGUAUUUUAAUUUGGAUGCUUUGAAUCUUUAUUUUAAAGUUUCUAGUUCCGGUUGUGAUUUAAGAUUUCCAGAUGCUGUAAAUGUUUCAUCAUUCAAUUAUAAUGGAAUUAAUAAAUUGGUUCAAUCUGAAACUAAAAUAGUGGAAUUUAUAAAUAAAGCCUUUGAAAUACUUUCAGAAAAACUACUUUAUGAAAAAGAUAUCUUUAAAAUCAUUGUAAAUGUAUUAUUAAUUAAAUAUGAUAGUAAUGUAAUUGAAGCAGUAUUAAACAAUUGUUUAUCUUUUUCAAGUCAAUUUCUAUCAUUCAUUUUAAAUGAUUCAAUUAAUGGUGAUGAAGUUGUAAGGUUAAUUUGGAAAAAUCCAACAAUACCAAUAGAUAAUUUAUUAAUAGUUUUAUCAAGAAAACGUGAACCAUUUAGAGAAAGAGGUUUAUCAUUAUUCAUUUCAAAUCAUACCGAUCAAGAUAAAAUUAAAAUUUUUAAUAAUAUUUGUAAAGUUGAUAGAAUCUUAUUAAAAUCAAAAGGAUUACAACCAUCAUUAACAAAAUCCUAUAGAAAGAAAUUAAUUGAAGAUUAUUUACAAUUAAAUAAAAAAUCAUUAUCAAAUUCAAUUAAUAUAUUUAAACAAUUAGAUUUAGAUUCAAUUGAAUUAAAAGAUGAAAUCAUUUCAUUUUUAUUUAAAGAUUUUAUUUUAAAUUCAAUAUUUAAUAAUGAUAAUGAUUAUGAUAAUGGUCAAGAAGAAGAAGAGGAGGAAGAAGAUAAGGAAAAUAAAAUUAAAAUAUUAAAUGAAAUUUUUACAAAUAUAUCUCAAGUUUGUGGUGAUGGUGAAAAUCAAAUAGUUUUUUCAAUUGAUUUAUCAAUUAUUGAAAAAAUUACAAUAAUUUUUAAAAUUUUAAAAAAUAAUUUUAUAAAUAUUGAAAUUAUAAAGAAAUCAAUUGAAAAAGGAUUUUCAGAUGAAUUAAUUAUAAAAUUAUUUCAACUUUCAAAAGAAUGUAAUUCGAUUAUACCAAAGGAUAUAAUUUUUAAUAGUUUAUUAGUUGAUAAAAGAUAUUUUUUAGUUAGUAACCUUAUUGAAUCAUUUAAAGAAUCAAAUGGUAAAAUUCAAUAUUUUACACCAUCACCAUUUUCAUUGGAUCCAAGUUUUAGAGAAUCAAGUUUAAAUGUUGAUAGAUUAUUUACAAAUUUAAAGAAUAAACAAUUUUUAAGUUCAAAAAUUCCAUUAGGUGCAGAUUGGAAUCUAACAAGUCAUAAUGAAUUUCUUUUAGAUUUUAAAUCUUCAAAUUCAAUUGCCAGUUGUUUCUUUAAGAGAAGUGAUAUUUUUGAACAUUUAAUUGAAUUUUUAGAUUUCAGUAGGUUUAAAUCAAUUUAUUCUUUAGAUCAUUCAUUUGAUGAAAAAAUAAAGAAAUCAUUACCUUCACUUAUAAAAGCAAAUAGAUUAGAUCUUUUACAAUAUUAUUUCCCAUUCAUUCAAUUUCAAUCGUCAAAUGAAGUUACACCAUUAAUAAUGUUAUCAAUUCAAUUGGGUAAUAUUCAAAUUUUAAAUUUCUUUUUAAACUAUCCAACUUUUAAAAACUCUGAAAUACAAUUAGAUUUUCAAGAACUUUUUAGAGAAUCUUUAAAAUUUUGUCAUUUUAAUAUUAUUAAAUUAUUAAUUUCAACCGUUUCAAAUAGUAAUAAUAAUAAAAAGAAUUCCCUUGAAAUUAAUUCAAAUCAAAUUUGUCAUCUUAUUAUCAAUAAUAGAUUAGAGAUUUUAAAAUACCUAUACAAAGAAAGGUUAUUGGGAAUUUCUGAUUUUCAAGAUUUCUCACUUGAUACUCGUACAAAUUCAAUCAUUUCCAGAAAAUCUUUAUUUGCUACUCGUCUACAAAAAGAUAAUUAUACUUUCUUUGCAAAUUAUCUGUACCCAAUUUUUAUAUCACCAUCAAAUAUUAUAUUACCUGAAAAAUUAUUUUAUUUUAUAUUAAAAAUUAAAGAAAAUGAUUGUUUAGUUUUUAACGAAAAAAAAACAAAAAAAAUCAUUGAAAUUCGUAAUAACAAAAGAUUAGAAAAAUUAAUAAAACAAAAAAAUAAAAUGAAAUUAACUUAA
Molecule: messenger RNA, 3231 nt
Organism: Dictyostelium discoideum AX4
Lineage: Eukaryota; Evosea; Eumycetozoa; Dictyosteliales; Dictyosteliaceae
Exons: 1
Coding region: 1-3231 (1076 amino acids)
Source: RefSeq, a predicted model, not a curated record